UGUCAUUGUCAAUGUCAACAUUUCAUGUAAUGCGGUAAAUAAAUAAAAAGUUUUCUUUACUAAAAACAUCUGAUAAUUAAUUUUAAUUUUUAAAUCAUCUACUAAAGUGAUUUGAAUAUGGAGAAAACUAACAUUUGGAAGUUUAUAAAUGACUGUAAUGUAGUAGGUUACACGCUCAUUAUUCCGAGCGUUGCCGUUGGAAAUGUUGGACAACUGUCUUGUGACUUGCUAAUUUCGUCGUUGAAUAUGGUGAAAAUUGCGUCGAUAUAUAGCCCUGCACAGAUCCCUGUAAUUGGAUACGACCCCUACGAUCUCAAGUCCAACAGCCUCUCGACAUCUUGCGAUAUUUACAUAUCAGAUAUUCGAAAAUUAUUGGUUCUACAGUUAAGAGCACCCUUGGUACAUAAAUAUGCUAGCGGUUUCCUGAAAGACGUAGUGAGUACAUUUAGAGAAAAGCAAAUAACAGAUGUAAUUAUACUGACCAGCAGCUUUGCUCAUGAGAAGAAACACAUAUUAAGCUCGCCUUUUAGAUUUGUUGCGAGUGAAGGAAAUCCGCACACCCAAAAUGUAAGGAAAGCGAAUCUUGUUAAACACGAAGAAAAUACAGGUGAACCAAAAGUGUUUGGAGGAGGUUUUGCUAGUCUACUUUACAAAAUAUGCCUGGAGUAUAAGCUGCCAUGUCUGAUAUUGUAUAAAUAUUGUUCAGAAGGCGACAAUAUACCUGAUGCGUAUGACAUGGUUCAGAAUUUGUCAAAUGUUGUACCAAUAUUCGCAGAAAAUCAAGACUUGCUUACACAGUUAAAACAACCUGUUUCCUGGACAUUGUUGUUUGGUCGCCCACCACCUCAGGACAUUUAUUAAUAUACAUUUUGUAAUUUUUUUUUAAUAUUUUAAUAAAAGGGUAUUUGUUAAAAUGAUUUUUUUUAAUAUAGUGAUUAUAAUUUU
Bicyclus anynana (squinting bush brown) is the source of this 945-nucleotide messenger RNA. Its product is annotated as proteasome assembly chaperone 2. The transcript has a single exon. Lineage: Eukaryota; Metazoa; Arthropoda; Insecta; Lepidoptera; Nymphalidae. Gene Ontology annotation, biological process: proteasome assembly. The coding region runs from base 118 to 861 and encodes 247 amino acids. The record is from RefSeq and is a predicted model, not a curated record. Gene Ontology annotation, cellular component: nucleus; cytosol.